Dalotia coriaria is the source of this 2197-nucleotide messenger RNA. It is a transcript of the gene calypso, whose product is annotated as ubiquitin carboxyl-terminal hydrolase calypso. Gene Ontology annotation, cellular component: cytoplasm. The record is from RefSeq and is a predicted model, not a curated record. Bases 55 to 1962 code for a protein of 635 amino acids. Gene Ontology annotation, molecular function: cysteine-type deubiquitinase activity. The transcript is spliced from 2 exons. NCBI's taxonomy places the organism in Eukaryota, Metazoa, Arthropoda, Insecta, Coleoptera, Staphylinidae. Gene Ontology annotation, biological process: ubiquitin-dependent protein catabolic process; protein deubiquitination.
CAAACAAAAUCUGAACAAGUGACUCCGGCUUGCAUGAAAUGACAGACAAACUGUAUGCCUAAAGCACAAAGAUGGUGUGUCCAAAAAGUCAAACGAGUAAUAAACAGUACACAAGCAGUAGUAGCACUCAAUAACAAUAACAUAAUAUCAAGAAGAAGCAUUGCCGAAAAAAACCACGAAACGUUCGUGCAUUCGUGGUUAUGUUUGCUGCAGAAUACCAAAGGUUUAGUUCAAAUUGAUGAAUGUGGCAAAUUAAAGCGCAAAAUGAAGAUUAUGCCGGUUGAUAUCAAGGAGCUGACUGAAGGUUGGCUAGAACUAGAAAGCGAUCCUGGUCUCUUCACGUUAUUACUUGAAGAUUUCGGCGUGAAAGGUGUACAGGUGGAGGAAAUCUAUGAUCUGAACAAGGCACUGGAAGGUCCUGUUUAUGGUUAUAUCUUUUUAUUUCGCUGGAUUGAGGAGCGCCGUUCACGUCGCAAGAUUGUCGAGCAGACUGAAACGUUCGUCAAGGAUGAGGAGGCGGUUAACAACAUCUUCUUUGCCCAGCAAAUGGUACCCAACAGUUGUGCUACACAUGCACUCAUCUCAAUUCUGCUAAAUUGCUCAAACAUUCAACUGGGAGACACGCUCAGCCGCUUAAAGCAGCACACACAUGGCAUGAGCCCAGACAAUAAGGGUUGGGCUAUCAGCAACACCCCAGAACUGGCCUGUGCACAUAACUCACAUGCAAUGCCACAAGCAAAACGAAAACUCGAUAAGGUAUGCGGGGUAUCGACAGGUCGCUUUACAGGCGAAGCAUUUCACUUCGUUAGCUUUGUUCCCAUUGACGGACAUUUGUUCGAACUAGACGGCCUGAAACCGUUUCCUAUAGAUCACGGGCCAUGGAGUGAAAACUCCGACUGGACGGAGAAGUUUCGUAGUGUGAUUGGCGACCGGCUGGGUCUCACUUCUGGCGAGCAGUAUCACGACAUUCGCUUUAAUCUCAUGGCAGUGGUACCGGACAAGAGGCUGGCUAUUACACAUAAACUGAAAAUGCUCAAGACUAAUCGACAAAUUGUGCUAGACGCGUUGCAGCAGUUGAUGAAAAUCAAGCAUACUGAGCAGAAGCAGCAGGAGCGCGAAGCUAGUGCGCCUGCUCUGUCGUGCGCUAGCGCAAAUCUGACACCUUCCGUCACCUGCACACUUGUUGAUGCCGAUGAGUCCACGGAGGCGCCGGCACCGCCAUGCAUCGAGCGGGCUGAUGUGGAAUUAUCUAUUUGUGCAUCACCGAUGCCAACGCAGCCAUCUGCGCUUGAAAUGAAAAAGGUGACGCUUCGUCCACUCGAUUAUUCCACUCCGUUGACCAUUCAGACUUCUCCAGCACCCAGCACCAGCAGCACCGACACUUUUAGCGAGAUGGGAUCUGCGUUCAAUUCGCCAACUGCUGCCUUCAACUGGGCUGCGGCGCAGAAUAGCCCUAGUUGCAAGGACUUCAAGCGCUUUGUCGUUAUUCGCGUGGAGGGCGAAAUCGACGCGGCGACGGCGCCUCCGGAUGCCCAAAAUUCAAAGAAACCGAACACGGGGCAUGCACGUGUAAGGACCAGUGACGGUGAUACUGUUGUCGCUGAGAAAAACCCUGAAUUGCUUGAACCGCACACAUUUGCGCCGCAGGAUCUACUUGCGCUUCUGCGCAACUUGGAGAGUGAGAUCUGCGUCUGCGAACUUAACUUAAAGGACGAGAAUGACAAACAGAAUAAAUAUAAGAUUGAUGACUGCCGGCGUACACACAACUACGAUGAGUUCAUCUGUACAUUCUUCUCGAUGCUGGCACAGCAGGGAAAACUGGCGGAUCUUGUGGAACAGCACCUUCUUGUGUCCAAACGGCCGGGCGGCACUAUUCCCGCACCCAAAACAGCAAAAAGCGGCAAAAAAGAGACAACCAAUAAGAAGAAACGUGGGCGUACCAAAGUCAAACGGAAGAAAUGAUGAUUGUUUUUGAUUGUACAUAUAAAUGAAUAUAAAAUCAUGCGAGAAUGUACUUAUUUAUACAUUUGUAUCAGGUCGUGUACUUUAGGUCAGUUCACAGAUGUGAGAUUUGUAUUUGUUGUCAGCAAAGACUUAGCGACAAUACAUAUAUGCCCUCUUAAACUAAGUACGGCUAGGUAGAAUAGUUUAAGCAGUGCUUUUUAAUUUCUGAUAAAAAUAAAGAAUUGUCUCCGAA